Molecule: messenger RNA, 1921 nt
Organism: Mytilus trossulus (common blue mussel)
Lineage: Eukaryota; Metazoa; Mollusca; Bivalvia; Mytilida; Mytilidae
Product: splicing factor 3B subunit 4-like
Exons: 10
Coding region: 55-1368 (437 amino acids)
Biological process (GO): positive regulation of mRNA splicing, via spliceosome
Cellular component (GO): nucleolus; U12-type spliceosomal complex; U2 snRNP
Molecular function (GO): RNA binding
Source: RefSeq, a predicted model, not a curated record
GCAGCGUUCUAAACAUUGCAAAAAUAAACGUACACACGCUGUUCGUUGUGUACGAUGGCAGCAGGGCCUAUUGCAGAAAGAAAUCAAGAUGCCACAGUUUAUGUUGGUGGAUUAGAUGAUAAAGUAACAGAAGCCAUACUAUGGGAGUUGUUUCUUCAGGCAGGGCCUGUGGUGAAUGUCCACAUGCCCAAGGACCGUGUAACACAGAGUCAUCAGGGAUAUGGUUUUGUGGAAUUCAUGGGAGAAGAAGAUGCAGAUUACGCUAUAAAAAUUAUGAACAUGAUAAAAUUAUAUGGUAAACCUGUCCGGGUUAAUAAGGCCUCUGCACAUCAGAAGAACCUGGACGUAGGAGCCAACAUAUUUAUCGGUAACUUGGACCCUGAAGUUGACGAGAAACUGUUAUAUGAUACAUUUAGUGCUUUUGGAGUCAUAUUACAAACACCAAAGAUCAUGAGAGAUCCAGAUUCUGGGAACUCUAAAGGAUAUGCCUUUAUAAACUUUGCCAGUUUUGAAGCUUCUGAUGCUGCGAUAGAAGCUAUGAAUGGACAAUAUUUGUGCAAUAGAGCUAUAACGAUCUCAUAUGCAUUUAAAAAGGAUUCAAAAGGAGAAAGACAUGGAUCUGCUGCAGAGAGACUAUUGGCUGCCAAGAAUCCCUUAUCAUUAACAGACAGACCUCAUCAGUUGUUUGCAGAUGCCCCACCCCCUCCACAACAACCCCCAGGUCCAGGACCUUCAUCAUCCAUGGCCCCUCCCCCUCCUCCACCAAUGGGAGGAAUGAUGUCAGCAGGACAAGCAGGUCCUCCAACAUCGAUGUCAAAUAUUCCCCCUCCUCCAGUGCCACCCCCCUCAUCACAACAUCUGCCACCACCACCUGUGCCACCCAUGGGGAUGCCACCAUUUCCACCAGGACAUCCAGGACAAAUGCCAUUCAUGCAUCCACCCAUGCAGAGACCCCCACCCCCUUCAUCGAUGCCAGGAACAACGGGGGCACAGGCAUCACAUGCCCCACCCCCUCCACAUUACUCACAGCCAGGACCCCCAAGAUAUCCAGGACCUCCCCCUCCAGGAUGGAAUAACCAGCAGAGACCACCAUACCCAGGACAAGGACCCCCACCCCCUCCUCCUCCAGGGAUGAGACCCCCUCCCCCUCCUGGAUGGAACGGUCCACCACCUCCAGGAAUGAGACCACCACCCUUCCCUGGUGGCAGACCCCCACCCCCAGGAAUGAGAGGACCCCCUCCACCAGGCAUGGGAGGUCCACCCAGAGGUCCACCAGGGCCUGGACCACGUGGACCACCACCCCCCAGAGGUAUGAGAGGUCCACCACCUCCUGGUAUGAGAGGACCGCCACCACCUCCAAGGAACUGAAGUUUCAAAUAGAACAUGUUGUGAUGGAAGUUGUAGUGUUGAAAUACAAUCUGAUGAUAACUUAUUGGACAAUAUGUAGUUAUUAUUGUAAAAUCUCUGUGCAACGGGAAAAUAUUGACCUUUCUUUAUGUGGUGUGUCGAAAAAAGGAAAAAAAUAUUCUCUGAAAAAAACUCAAAUUGAUUAUCGUCAAUUACUCAAUUUAAAAAACUUGAACAAAUAUAUUCAAAUUGCUGAACCAUGAAGCUACAUAGAGAAAUUGAAAUAAUAUUCAGCACUUAGGUCAAAAAUUUAAAAUGAAUUGCUUCUGUUUAAUCAUGUGACCAUAUCAUUUCAAUGGUAGUAUCUUUAAAAAGCUGAUUAAAUGUUGUUUAUUUUUCACUUUGGGCUGCCCUUGAUCAUUUAGAUCUAAAAAGUUUGAAAAAGGGUCCUAUAAAAUUACACCUUUUCCUUAGAAUGGGUUUGUACGGUAAGGCAGUCCUGGAUUCAUGUCAUUACAUUCAUAAUACCAUGUCAUUAAUGUUAUGUUUAUUAUUAAAAUGUAAAUACUGACAA